Molecule: messenger RNA, 687 nt
Organism: Mesitornis unicolor (brown roatelo)
Lineage: Eukaryota; Metazoa; Chordata; Aves; Mesitornithiformes; Mesitornithidae
Product: E3 ubiquitin-protein ligase RING2-B-like
Biological process (GO): negative regulation of DNA-templated transcription
Cellular component (GO): PcG protein complex; ubiquitin ligase complex
Molecular function (GO): chromatin binding; ubiquitin protein ligase activity
Source: RefSeq, a predicted model, not a curated record
GAGGCCAUCAUGGACGGGACGGAGAUCGCGGUGUCCCCGCGCAGCCUGCACAGCGAGCUGAUGUGCCCCAUCUGCCUGGACAUGCUGAAGAACACCAUGACCACCAAGGAGUGCCUGCCCCGCUUCUGCUCCGACUGCAUCGUCACCGCCCUCCGCAGCGGGAACAAGGAGUGUCCCACGUGCCGCAAGAAGUUGGUUUCCAAGCGCUCCUUGCGCCCUGACCCCAAUUUCGACGCCUUGAUCUCCAAAAUUUACCCCAGCCGCGACGAGUACGAGGCUCACCAGGACCGGGUCCUGGCCAAGCUCAGCCGCCUCCACAACCAGCAGGCGCUGAGCAGCAGCAUCGAGGAGGGGCUCAAGAUGCAGGCGAUGCACAGGGCCCAGCGCGUCCGCAAGCUGCACCAGGAGUCAGACAACGCCACCUUCAGUGGGGGCGAGGACAACUGCGACAGCCGCUCCCACCUCAGCAACGCCUCCGCCCCCAGCCACCCCGAGGCCGGGCCCAGCCGAAAACGCUCCCGCGCCUCUGACGACUCCGGCCCGGACCCUGACCCCGAAACCUCCCACGAAGGAGGGGGUCGGGGCACCCCUGAACCCGGCGCCGAGCCCGGCAGCAGCGAGAUCGAGUUGGUGUUUCGGCCCCAUCCCCUGCUGGUGGAGAAGGGGGAGUAUUCGCAGACACGGUGA